This is a messenger RNA of Colossoma macropomum (tambaqui), 5551 nucleotides long. It is a transcript of the gene shkbp1, whose product is annotated as SH3KBP1 binding protein 1. Gene Ontology annotation, molecular function: protein binding. The record is from RefSeq and is a predicted model, not a curated record. The transcript is spliced from 18 exons. Gene Ontology annotation, biological process: protein homooligomerization. Lineage: Eukaryota; Metazoa; Chordata; Actinopteri; Characiformes; Serrasalmidae. Bases 143 to 2605 code for a protein of 820 amino acids.
CCGGAAGACCGAAGUGAGGGCUGUGUGCUGGUCCUGUCUGUGUUUAUGUCCUGAUUUUGUUCGUAUUUAUUAAAUUUACAUUUAAAGCCUGGUUUUAAUCAGAGCCGCUGCUUGAACAUGAACAUCUGACCCGAAGGCCGGGAUGGCGCGAGCGGCUGGAGAAAUUAUUCAUUUGAACGUCGGAGGAAAAAGGUUCAGCACCUCCAAGCAGACUCUGACAUGGGUUCCAGACUCCUUUUUCUCAAGUCUCUUGAGUGGACGGAUAUCCACGUUAAAAGAUGAAACAGGAGCGAUCUUCAUAGAUCGAGAUCCUUCUCUGUUUGCCCCCAUUCUGAACUUUCUGCGCACUAAAGAACUGCAUCCCAGGUCUAUCGAUGUGCAUUUAUUGAUGCAUGAAGCUGAGUUCUAUGGAAUCACUCCGUUAGUGCGUAAGCUGCAGCUGUGUGAUGAAUUAGACCGAUCGUCAUGCGGCACAGUGCUGUUUAAUGGCUACCUGCCCCCUCCAGUUUACCCAGUGAAGCGCAGGAACAGACACAGCGUGGCGGGGCCUCAGUUUAUGGGUGGUCGAGCUGGGCCGUUAGAGAGAGCGCCCGUCAGACGCAGUAACACCAUGCCACCCAACCUGGGCAACGCGGGCAUUCUGGGUAAAACUGCUACAGAGGAGAGAGUGACAGGUCACGGUGCAGAUCCUGGAAUGGUUCGGAUCAUAUGUGGACACCACAACUGGAUUGCUGUGGCCUACGCUCAGUUUGUGGUCUGUUACAGGGUGAAGGAGUCGACAGGCUGGCAGCAGGUGUUUACGAGUCCCAGGCUGGACUGGCUCAUCGACAGGGUGGCACUCAAUGCCAAGGUCAUGGGUGGGUCUCUGGGAGACAACGACAAGAUGGUUGCUGUGGCAUCAGGAACCGAGAUAAUAUUAUGGGCUAUCUGUCCUGACGGCAACGGCAAUGAGAUCGGUGUGUUCAGCCUCAACGUUCCUGUAGAGGCUCUGUUCUUCGUGGGGAAUCAGCUGAUUGCCACCAGCCACACGGGGAAAGUGGGGGUGUGGAACGCUGUGACCAAACACUGGCAGAAUCAGGAUGUGGUUCCCAUUAACAGCUACGACACCGCCGGCUCCUUCCUCAUCCUCGGCUGCAACAAUGGAUCUAUUUAUUACAUAGACGUGCAGAAGUUUCCACUGCGAAUGAAGGAUAACGAUCUGCUGGUGACGGAACUGUACAGAGAUCCGAGCGAGGACGCCAUCACGGCCCUCAGCGUCUACCUCACACCCAAAACAAGUGACAGUGGGAACUGGAUUGAGAUAGCAUACGGCACCAGUUCGGGUACAGUGCGCGUGAUUGUGCAGCACCCAGAGACGGUGGGCUCCGGACCCCAGCUCUUCCAGACCUUCUCUGUCCACCGCAGCCCUGUUACUAAAAUCAUGCUGUCAGAGAAACACCUCAUCUCAGUGUGUGCAGACAACAACCACGUCCGCACCUGGACCGUCACGCGUUUCCGAGGCAUGAUCUCCACCCAGCCCGGCUCCACCCCCCUCACCUCCUUCAAGAUCCUCUCGCUGGACGACAUCGACGGACACGGAGGCUGCGCUGCUGGCACUGAGAUCGGUCCUUACGGAGAGCGUGAUGAGCAGCAGGUGUUUAUCCAGCGUGUGGUUCCUGACACAGAUAAACUCUACGUGCGACUCUCCUCCAACGGCAAGAGGGUAUGUGAGGUGCGCUCGGUGGACGGCACCUCCAUCACUGCGUUCGUGGUCCACGAGUGUGAGGGGUCCAGCCGCAUCGGCUCCCGGCCGCGCAGAUACCUCUUCAGUGGCCAUGGCAACGGCAGCAUCCAGAUGUGGGACCUCACCACGGCGAUGGAGAUUGCUGGGAAAGUGGACAUCAAAGCUCUGGGAGGUCCUACAGAAGAGGAGUUGUUGGAGCUGUUGGAUCAGUGUGACUUGGCAUUGACCAGAACACCAGACAUGAGUCCAGCUGCUUCGCUGACGCACUCCACCCGCAACUCCACCUGCAGUCUGCAGUCCCAGCUGAGUGAGAGCAGCCGUGGUGGUGUGAGUUCUGCUCGCCCUGCGAUCCCCCACACAGGAAGUCUUCCCCGUCAGGUCCCUUUUCUUCCUUUCGGCAGGCCGCGGGACCUGCCGCCUCACCUGGGCCUCAGCCAGUGCUCCCUGGCCAGCAGCGCCAGCGGCAGCGGGAGUCCACACCCGGGCAGGGCCGUCCAGGAGCGGGACAAAGAGCGAGACGCUCUCCGCAGAGGCAGCUUCGUGGAGCGCUGCCAGGAGAGAGCCAAAAACUCAGACUUGGCAGGUGCAGAGGGAGGUAGGCGGAGCUUAGCUGUGUGUAGUGAGCUGGAGGCACGUUUGGGCUUCAGAGCGCACACAUCAGCAUCUUUAUCAGCAUCAUCAUCAGCUAGAAGACCUGCAGUGCCAAGCCCCGCCCCCUCGCCGGUCAGUCCUGUGCGGUCGCAAAUGCCAGUGUCUCCGAGGCGAGGCCCGACGUCACCAGUUAAUGAAGUCACACCUCCUGAGGCGGGACCUAAACCUGAAAGCCCCGCCUCCCCACCACCCACCAGCCCUAAGCCACAUAUGAACGAGACCAGCUUCUGAUUGGCUGCUUUGGAAAUGCUGCAGCACGAUUGGCAUCAAGUGACGAGUUAGUGGAGUCGGCGCACAGUGGGCGGGGCCUAAAUCAGCCUAUCCCGGCUCCCCAACCCUAAACUGCAAAUAAACAAGACCAGCUUUGGAUUGGCUGCUUUGAAGCACUGCUGAAUGAUUUACAUUAUCUGUAAUGAUUGUCAGUGACCGAUUAGCGAAGCCAAGAGGCGGGGCCUACACCAAAGCUCCGCCUACCAACCAGCCCUAAACCACAUGUACCUGAGACCAGCUUCUAAUUAGCUGCUGUGAGUUACUGCUGAAUGAUUAGCAUCAUCUGUGGAUGAGUGUCAGUGUGUUAAUUACUGAUUAAUGAAGCCACGCCCUGGAGGUGGUGCCUGUACAAAAGCUCCACCUCUCCACAAGCCUUGACUUGUAUAUUAUUGAGGCAAGCUUCUGAUUGGCUGCUUUGGAAGUUGUGCUGCAUGAUUUACAUAUAUCUGUGGAGCAUGGUCAGUGAUUGAAUAAUGAAGCCACGCCCAAGAGGCGGGGUCUGCAGCAAAAAAAAACCCGCUCCCUUCCUGCUUUGAACCACAGAUAAAAGAGCUUCUGUUUGGUUGCUUAUAAAGCAGUCCAGCAUUUUUGACAUUGUUUGUGGAUUACUGUCUGUGACUGACUAAGCCACGCCCCAGGGGCAGGGCCAAAGCUCAAAAGCCCCGCCUGCACGCCACUCACCAGCCCUAAGUCAAAUAUGAACGAGCUUUUGAUUGGCUGCUGUGGUGGUGCUGCAACAUGAUAGACGUUGUCACUGGAUGAUUGUCAAGUCACUGGUUAGUGAAGCCACGCCCUGAGGAGGGGGAAGCUCCGCCUCCCUAUCAGUCCUAAACUACAUAUAAAUAAGAUCAGCUUCUGAUUGGCUGCUUUGAAAGCAGUGCAGCAUUGUCUCUAGAUUAGUGUCAGUGGCUGAUUAAGCCACACCCUAGGGGCAGGAUCUAUACCCCAAAGCCCCGCCUCCUCUCCACCCACCAGCCCCUAAGCAACAUAUGAACGAGGACCUGCCUCUGAUUGGCUGCUCUGGAAGUGCUGCAUCAUGAUGAAUAUUGUCACUGGAUGAUUGUCAAUCACUGGAUAGCAAAGCCACGCCCUGAGGUGGGGGAAGCUCCGCCUCUCCUCAGCUAUAAACUAUACAUGAACGAGACUAGCUUCUGAUUGCCCGCUUUACAAGUACUGCAGCAUGAUUGACAUUGUUACUGGAUGAUUAUUGGUCCGUGAUUCGUGAAGCCACACCCCCAAGGCAGGGCCUGGAGUGAAGCUCCGCCCACACCCCCACCCUGAACUGCAUAUAAUUUAGGUCUACUUCUGAUUAACAUUAUCACUGGAUGAUUGUCAGGAUGAGUAAAUCCACGCCCUGAGGCGGGUUCUACGUUGAAGCCCCGCCUCCCAAUCCUUUCUAAACUAUUUAUGAACAGGCCCAGCUUCUGAUUGGCUGCUUUGGAAAUGAAGAAUGAUGGACGUGGUCAUAAAUAGUCCAGAAAACAUUAACAGCAUUAACUACUGUUGGCCACGUUAUCAGUGUUUUUAAUGGGCAUCAGUGGAAAGUAGCAGCGUUUAAUCUGGAUACCUUUAUUGAAACUGCAUUUAAAAAAACUUCAAUUAUGUCUUCCAGGACUCAGAAUGAUUGAUGCUCAGUAUUGCAGUGUAUCCCUCUAACGUUGCAUGUGUGAUGAUGUAAUGAAGGAUUCAUUGCCUCAUUUGAUGCAUGAGUGAAACCAUGAGUUUGCGUUUCCAUUUCAGCCACGAUUCGACUUAAAUCUCAGAAUCAUCAUCUCAGAAAAGCCUAACAGGCUCUUCUUGCAUGUAUUUACAGAAAUGACUGCUCUGUAAAGCGAAGACAGAUAUAUAACGUACAUAAUCAUGUUACACAAUAAGGAAAGGUGUUGCAUUAAAGGGGAAUUCCACCAAUCUGAAAAAAUCUCAAAAUUUUUGCAUAAUUCCAGCGUUGUGAUGUAAACAAAGCCAUUCAGAGUGGUUUCAUGUAAAUUGGCUUGUCUUAGAGAAAAUUACAGACAGUGGUAAGGAACCCUUUUGUGCGCCAUAUAGAACCCUCUAUAUAGAACCGUCUAUAGCACAUUCAUGCACGUUUCCCAUCAAUCUGUAGAACCCUUUCAUGAUGCGCAGAACCCUUAAUCGUGCAGAUGGUUCUUGGAGUGUUCAUCGUUCCACAUAGAACCAUUUUCUUUACCAAAGAACCCUUGAAGAACCGUCUUUUUAAAGGUGAACCAUUCAAAUGUUUCAUAUUAAUAAUUGUUAUUCGCAGCAAUUUAUACACUGCAGAAUGAAGUGUUCUAAGCUACACUCCUAAACAGAUGGUUCUUUAGUAAAUUGAAUGGUUCUGUUUAGAACCAUAAGUUCUGUAUAGAACCAUUUCAUGCUCGUCACUAUAUACUAUGGCUUUUGAAUGAAUAAUGACCUGUGCAUAAUUAUAAAGCGCCUAUAUUACAUAUUAACAGUUAUAAAAACGUUAUAAACAACAUUUAAAACACUGAACACUCUGAAUCUCUCUGAUUACAUCACUCACUGAAUUAAGGAGGAAUUUUAGAAAAUUAGUGGGAUUCCCCUUUAAUUUACAUCACUGUCGACUGCGCUGAAUGCUUUUGCAAACUUCUGUUGUUCAUUGUUAUUAAUUUCAUUGUUAUUUUAAUUUUAUUAGGAUAAAUCUGAGGGACGCGGCUUUACUGUAGAAAUGUCAUCCCUUUCAGUUUUGAGCGCCGCGGCUGUGGAAGUUUGGAGAAUUGUGUUCAUUUUGUAACCACAAUAGUUUUCAAUGUGUAUUAAAUAUUUGAUAUAUGGAGUUUUUCAUACGUCAAUGCAAACAAAAUCAGUGUGAUGUUCAGCUUUUCUUCAUUUUGAUACAUUUUUUGGGCUAAUAUAUGAAAUAUGUAAGUUCAUUGUCUUAUUCUU